Messenger RNA from Cinclus cinclus, 1477 nucleotides. It is a transcript of the gene NEMP2, whose product is annotated as nuclear envelope integral membrane protein 2. The coding region runs from base 140 to 1369 and encodes 409 amino acids. Gene Ontology annotation, cellular component: nuclear envelope. The record is from RefSeq and is a predicted model, not a curated record. Lineage: Eukaryota; Metazoa; Chordata; Aves; Passeriformes; Cinclidae. The transcript has 9 exons.
GCGGCCGCCCCGCCGCUGGCAGCGUCCUCGGGCCCGCCCGGGGCUGUUCCUGCUGCUCAUCCGGCUGGCGCUGCCCGGGGCGGCCGCGGGCAGCGGGGAGGCUCCGCCAGCAGGUAAAAACUGCAGCUUAUUGCAGGAAAUGGACAUCAUCCAGAAACAGGAUGAAAACUGUUACUGCUAUGUGCAAAACAGAACCAUUCACUUACAGUACCUGUGGUCCACUCUCCAGAUAAAAGUUAGCAGCAGAGAAAAGUUCCGGUUUGAGCCUAUUUCAGAAAAAAAUAAUUGUCAGAAUUCAGAAACCGUGUUUGAAUUUGCUGCAUGUGCUGUUCAAAUCCUCUGGAAGCCAGAGACAUGUACAGAAACUUUUCUGAGCAUAAAACAAUAUGGAGAGGAUGUUUGUUUCAAAAUACAGCCCUUCAAAAUUGAACCAUACAUUGUGAGGGUGAAAAGAGAAAUGCUAGAUGGAAAGCUCUUGUUUUUGUUUGUAGCUGGAAUUUUUCUGUUCCAUUUUGCAAACAGCCUGAGCAGGAGUGCCAAGUUCUUUUACCUUUCUGGAAUAAUACUGGGUGUUCUUGCUCUGCUAGUCUUCGUCCUGUUGACACUUAAAAGGUUUAUUGCAAGGCAUAGUACAUUCUGGAUUUUAAUGAGUGGCUCCUGGAUGGUCUCUCUCUAUUUAAUUUACUGCUUCAAAGAGAAUAUACAGUGGUUAUGGUCUGAACACAAAAACUACCUGUUGGGGUAUUUUCUGGCUGUUGGGAUUACCAGCUUUGCCAUUUGCUAUCAGCAUGGGCCGCUGACCACAGAGCUCAGCAUAAACUUGCUCACAUGGAUGCUCCAAGUAACAGCCUUUGUCCUGAUCUACUUUGGUGUCACCAUCCCUCAAGUUGCAUAUGCAGUCAUAGCAGUCAGCCUCUGCUCCAAAGGCCUGUGUUACCCCCUGGGUGCUGCCUGUCACAUUGCCAGAAAAAUGAAGCAUCACUUUAAAUCAAGAAAAUUGGUGUUUAAAUACCUUACUGAAGAGGAGUAUCGAGAACAAGGUGAAAGUGAAACUAUCAGAGCUCUGGAGGAGCUGCGCUCAUUCUGCAGGAGCCCUGACUUCCCAUCAUGGGUAGCUGUAUCCAAACUCCAGGCUCCACACAGGUUUGCAGCUUUUGUUCUGGGAUCUCCCCAUGUCUCACCUGCAGAAACAAAGGUGCAUGAUGAGCAGUAUGGCAUUGGGAGCUCCUUCCUGGAAGAGCAGCUGUUUGAGACAAGGGCACAGCCUGAGCAAGGUGAGCCAACCAAUUCCAUCCAUGAAGAAGAUGAGGAGAAUGCAAAUGAAAUGCAUACACAAGUUCCAUUUCCAUAUGCUACUGAGCUGCUCUGAGCUUUGAGAAAUAACAACAACAACAACAAAAAAAGACAGAAAACACACUUGUCCUAGAAAGGGAGGAUACAGAAUGAGAACUCACACAUGGCCUUUUCUUGUGGUCGC